GCCUAUAGGUAUGGGUAUAUUUAAGUAUAUCGUCGUAGAUCUCUCUCUCUCUCUAUAUAUAUCCUCUAUACCUUGUCCGUAUCCUUACGCACCUAGAUCCCUUAUCUAGGUAGGUAACCCUACCUGCUCUCAUCCAGCCGCACACCUCGCGCUAGCGGGGAGUCCUCGGCGCGCCGGGAGCUGGCUGCGCUACGAUUGGAAACCUCCCAUGGCUCGCAACAUCACCCUCGUCCGAGCGCGUGCGGCUCCGGGCCUGUCCGCGAGCCCGGACCUAGCAAGGUCGCAUGCCUGCCUACAUAGCCUGCCCGCGCUCUCUCGGCGACAGCGAGGCCUCCUCUCCCCCCCCUCCCUCCGAAACGCUUUACCCUUCUCCCCUUCCCCUCCUCCGCCACCGCGCCACGUAAUAUGGGCACACACGUACAUGCACCAGCGGGCAGGCAAGCAAGCAGGAAGAAGCUUAUCACCAACCCCGUCGUGUACGGCGCGCGCGCGCGAACGACAUUCGCUGUGCUCCUCCUCCUCGUGGGGAGAGGACCGGGGGGGCGGGGACAGGGCCCGAGCCACGGAGCCUGUUUCGGGCACGCAUUGGAUAAUUAAUCAUUACCUAAUAUCCAGGGGGUUAUUAGCUUCAGCCUCUGCCUGGCCGCUGCCUACCUCCCCCCUUUUCCUUGGCGCCGUCCGAGCUCGUUCUAUGGAUAUCUUCGUCCUCUUCUUCGUACAGUCUCCCCGAUCGCGGCCGGGCAGAGAGGUUCUCGAAAGGCCCCCUUUCCCCUCGCCGACGGCGUCCCUCCUCCGGAAUCGUCCGGCGUCGAGGAGCACGCGAAACAUGUCGAUGUGAAACAUCGACGCCGCGCGGUGUGCCACGUAGCCCUGCCUAGGGGCCGCCGGCAGCUAGGCAGGAUCGGGGCUGCCUGGGGCACUGGUGGGGAUACCCAGACCACCGGUGACGUCUGCGAGAGAGACAGACAGAGAGAGAGAGAGAGCUAUCGCCGUAGCUCGGGCCCUCGGUUGGCUCGCUCUAUAGCAACG
Durotheca rogersii is the source of this 1029-nucleotide messenger RNA. RefSeq lists its product as uncharacterized. The record is from RefSeq and is a predicted model, not a curated record. The transcript is spliced from 3 exons. The coding region runs from base 209 to 838 and encodes 209 amino acids. NCBI's taxonomy places the organism in Eukaryota, Fungi, Ascomycota, Sordariomycetes, Xylariales, Xylariaceae.